AUGCCGAUGGCAUGGAGGGCACUCGGAACACACAACCCACUCUCUAGUCUGACCCGUUUAAAAUCAACUAAGCUUCACGGUGCAGUUAUUGGUAUUGGUUUGGGUACCACCAACUCUGCGGUGGCUAUUAUGGAAGGUAACGUACCAAAGAUUAUCGAAAACGCGGGAGGUUCAAGAACUACUUUCUCUGUGGUGGCAUUCACUAAAGAUAGCAAAUGUUUGGUUGGUACACUAGCCAAACAUCAAUCCGUUAUAAACCCAGAAUACACUGUAUUUGCCUCCAAGCGGUUAAUUGGUCGCCGUUUCGAGGACGUUGAAGUUCAAAGAUAUAUUGAUGAAGUCACUUUCAAAAUUAUCAAGAACUCCAAUGGAGAUGCGUGGGUAGAAGUUAGAGGUCAAAAAUAUUCACCCGCCAAAAUAGCAAGUUUCAUUUUAAAUAAAUUAAAGAAAAAUGCUGAUGCUUAUUUGAGUAAGAACAUCAAAAAUGCUGUUGUUGCCGUUCCUGCAUACUUUAAUAGCGCCCAGAGACAGAUAUUGAACGAAUAG
Messenger RNA from Saccharomyces mikatae IFO 1815, 546 nucleotides. RefSeq names its product Hsp70 family ATPase ECM10 (gene ECM10). Gene Ontology annotation, cellular component: mitochondrion; cytoplasm. Gene Ontology annotation, molecular function: misfolded protein binding; ATP hydrolysis activity; ATP binding. The record is from RefSeq and is a predicted model, not a curated record. NCBI's taxonomy places the organism in Eukaryota, Fungi, Ascomycota, Saccharomycetes, Saccharomycetales, Saccharomycetaceae. Gene Ontology annotation, biological process: protein refolding; cellular response to unfolded protein. The transcript has a single exon. The coding region runs from base 1 to 546 and encodes 181 amino acids.